AUGAAGUUCUCUACAUUUGCCUCUACUGUCGUCGGUGCCGCUCUCUUCUUUGCCUCCAAGGUUGUCGCUGAUGUUGAUUACUUUGACUGGCCUGCCCCUAAUGCUGUCUUUCGCACUGGUACUUCCAUCCAAUUUGUAGUUGAUGAGAUGCCCGAUGGUGAUGAUGAUGAAAGAGUCUAUGCCAACUUGUACAGAGAGAACGGAAGCUUCGUCAAGACCAUUCGUAGCUGGAAUAGCGAUAAUGUUGAUGAUGAUGAAUUUGCUUUCACUUGGUAUGUUGACCGUAACUUGCGCAGUGGUCGCUACUUCGUUGAGAUCUUUGCCGAUGAUGAUGACGAUGACGAUGUCAGCAGAAGCUUCAUUUUCGAAAUUGCAUCUGGCGCCCCCACCACCUCUUCUCCAAGAUAUCCCACCACUAGCAAUAACAACAACAGACACAGAAGACCUUCAAUGAAAAACGGCCGUCAAGUCCAUAAGCCAUCUCGUGGCCCCAAGAGAAUGAGAAAUCGUCAUCACAAGCGUGCUGCUGGCACUUGUUAG
This is a messenger RNA of Mucor velutinosus, 540 nucleotides long. RefSeq lists its product as uncharacterized. The transcript has 3 exons. Bases 1 to 540 code for a protein of 179 amino acids. The record is from RefSeq and is a predicted model, not a curated record. Lineage: Eukaryota; Fungi; Mucoromycota; Mucoromycetes; Mucorales; Mucoraceae.